Hippocampus comes (tiger tail seahorse) is the source of this 2824-nucleotide messenger RNA. It is a transcript of the gene slc5a5, whose product is annotated as solute carrier family 5 member 5. Bases 769 to 2589 code for a protein of 606 amino acids. Gene Ontology annotation, cellular component: membrane; extracellular exosome. The transcript is spliced from 16 exons. Gene Ontology annotation, molecular function: symporter activity. Gene Ontology annotation, biological process: sodium ion transport; iodide transmembrane transport. NCBI's taxonomy places the organism in Eukaryota, Metazoa, Chordata, Actinopteri, Syngnathiformes, Syngnathidae. The record is from RefSeq and is a predicted model, not a curated record.
UUGGAUAAAACAUCACCAGGGCAAGGUUGCUGUGACUCAGGGAGAGAGUGGGUCCAUUUGAUUACCAAAUGGUCCGCUGUUUGAUUCCUGCUCUGUCAGAGUCAUGUGUUGUUGUGUCCUUGGGCAAGACACUUCACCUCCAGUGCCGCUCAGACCAGUGUACAGUUCGGGGUGAAUAUUUGGCGGUGGUUGGAAGGGCCAUAGUCGCACACUAGCAGCACUUCUGCCAGCCUACCCCAGGGCAACUGUGGCUACAUACGUACUGGUAGUUUUCAAUCCCCAGAGUGUGAAUAUGCGAGUGCACGAAUAAUGUGUACGAAGUGUGUGCCCUUUGAGUAUGUUAUCGAAAAGCGCUGUAUAAAUCUGAUGCAUUAUUAUUACAGUAUUAUUAUUAUUACACAGACAAAUUAGCUUUUUUAUGUGCCGUACUGUAUAUCAUUUAAAAAUUUCAAUGUCAUUUCUGAAUAUUCUACACUUGUUGACACAUUCAGGAAUAGCAUGUGUUGAGAUACUGUGGGUUUCGCAUUUGUUUCAUAGUGUUAUGGACAAGCCACAAGAUUAUCGAAGUCACUCCAUCCUCAGCUUGGUUAUACAAGGAGUUAAUCAGCCUCUCCCCUUCAAGGACAUACAGUAGUACAGUACAGUGCAAACAUUGAGAGCACACCUAAAGUGCAUCGACAUAUUUGUGCCUGCUGCAGAAGAGCUGCUGUUCAGACCAUCACACAUUCCAAAUGACAGACUCCAUUAUCUGUCACCUACAAACGAACGAUGGAGGGUCAGUCAGCCAGUGAGCCGUCCACACAGACCUUUGCCGUAGCCGACUAUGCAGUCUUUGCUGGCAUGCUCCUGUUCUCCAUGGCCAUAGGACUCUAUCAGGCCCUGAAGAAGCAGCCACAGGAUGCCAGCACCGAUGACUUCUUCACAGGCGGUCGCGGAAUGUCAGCGGUACCCGUCGGGCUCUCCCUCUGUGCCAGCUUUAUGUCAGCUGUCCAGGUUUUGGGAGUUCCGUCUGAAGCUUAUCACUUUGGAUUCAAAUUUCUCUACAUGUGCCUUGGACAAAGCAUCAACUCUCUGCUGACUGCUUACUUGUUCCUGCCAGUUUUCUUUCGACUUGGCAUCACAAGCAUCAACCAGUAUCUGAAGAUGAGGUUUGGCAGAGGGAUGCAGCUGCUGGGGAGCGUCCAGUUUCUUGUGGCCACACUGCUGUACACGGGGGUGGUCAUUUAUGCACCAGCAUUGAUCCUCAACCAAGCAACUGGGCUCAAUAUGUGGCUGUCUCUCUUCUCUUCUGGAAUCAUCUGCACACUGUACACAACUCUGGGAGGCAUAAAAGCCGUGAUCUGGACAGAUGUUUUCCAGAUUGUUGUCAUGUUUUCAGGCUUUGUGGCAAUUUAUAUCCACGGCACAGUUCUGGUGGGUGGUCCCGCGGCAGUGCUGGAAAUUGCCAACAAUGGAUCGCGGCUUAAUUUUGACGAUUUUGACUUUGACCCACGACGACGUUACACCUUCUGGAGCUUGACUUUUGGAGCUUCACUUUUGUGGCUAUCCAUGUAUGGAAUAAACCAAGCUCAAGUCCAACGCUACAUCUCCUGCAGAACCGAGAGGGAGGCCCAGUGGGCAAUAUUUGUCAACCAAGUAGGUUUGUGCCUAAUUGUGGGAAGCGCAGUUGUCUGCGGCAUCGUCAUGUUUGCUUAUUAUAGCAAGUGUGAUCCACUGAAGUCUGGCAAAGUGUCUUCCCACGAUCUUUAUAUGCCCUACUUUGUGCUGGAUAUAUUCAAGAGCUAUACUGGCUUUCCAGGUCUUUUCCUGGCCUGUGCAUACAGCGGCACUCUGAGCACAGUUUCCACGAGUAUCAAUGCAAUGGCUGCAGUAACGAUGGAGGACCUCUUUCAACAAUAUCUGCACCACGUGAGCCAGAAGAAACAGAUCUUUAUUUCCAAAGGACUGUCCUUCCUGUAUGGAGUUGCUUGUAUCAUUGUAGCCGUUUUAGCCUCAUUCCUGGACUGGGGAGUUCUUCAGGGGUCCUUCACAGUCAUGGCUGUGGUCAGUGGUCCAUUACUAGGUGUAUUCAUUUUGGGGAUGUUUUUUCCUGCGUCAAAUAGACUGGGGACACUCCUAGGAAUAGCAGCUGGAUACUGUGUCUCUCUGUGGCUGGCUGUUGGUUCCACUCUUUACCCGCCCAGUUCAAGGACCAUGGGCGUGCUGCCUAAUUAUGCAACUGAGUGUGAACCUGGAAACAUCACUCAGCCUCAACACGACACCUCAACCCCACCUCAACCCGACAACCCACAGGGCCUGCAUAACUUGUACUCCAUCUCUUACCUCUACUUUGGUGCCCUGGCAACAAGCUCGGUUGUCAUAGUUGGGCUCCUCAUGAGCUAUGCUACGGGACCAAUGAUGAGAGCUGAUCUUCAAGAGGGUUUGUUAUGGUGGGACUUGGGUAAGAAGCAAACAGUCUUCCACUCACAGCGCGGGGGCUUGUGUACAGAACGACAGUGCGUCCCUAUGAUGCAGCUGCAACAAAAUGAUGAAAACCAGGCACAAGAAAAAGAAAACGUUCACACUAUUAAGUCAAUUGUGCGAGUGUAAACAGAAGUUUUGAUCCAAAGAACAUACUGUAAUAGCUGGUCGCUGGACUAAUCUUCUUUGUCCUGCAGAUCUUAAUUUCCCUCAAGGGAUUAAUAAAGUAUCUAUUGACCAAAUUCUUGUUCAGGCAAAUUCUUUAAUGGUUUGGUAAAUGGCUGGAUGACAGAGCAGACUCCACAAACGAUGAGCAAGCAAAUAUUUAUUUCACCAAAAGUCAUCACAAAUGUAAAGUGAAAUU